GUUGGUUAGGUUGGUUCUGUUUCAUCAAAUAACAAGAAGUCACCUCUCCUCUUAAAUAGAACCACCAACCAUACUCGCCAUCCCCCACCCCGUUGCCACCACUGCCUCCUCCUGGCCGGGCGGCUCUUCUCGCUGCCACGGCCCAGGCAUUCCCAUGCAUCAUCUGUUUUCAAUUCCAGGGGAAGGACAUUCGAAUCGAACGGCUUGAAAAAUCAGACGGGAGAGAAUUUGGCCUACGUAGCCCGAAAUCUUGAAUGUGCGUGCUCAAAGUCGCUGAAGAUAUGGAUAAAGACGAGCCUCAACGAAGCCACAUUGUCUUGUUUUCAUCAUGUUCAUCACCGUCCUUGUCGUCCUCGAGCGGAUCGGAUGGGGAAGACCUACGACGGAUGCCAUUUGGCCCGGCUAAGAAGAACAGCCGCAGGUGCCUAUCCAAACAACUUUCGAUGUGCGAGACCCCGCGGGACAUCGCGUGGGAGAAGCGGAGGCGGCAGAUCCUUCGCCAAGAGAGGAAGAAGAACGGGUUCAACGACUCGGACGAUAUCACUGACGAGGAUUUGAAUGAGCUCAAAGGGUGCAUAGAUCUAGGGUUCGGGUUCAAAGAGGAGGAGGGCGUACAAGGUUUGUGCAACACCUUGCCGGCCCUUGACCUUUACUUCGCCGUGAACAGGCAGUUGUCACCGAGCCCUGUAUCGACGCCGCAAAGCCAUGGAUCAUCGUCGCUGUCGCUGUCGUUGUCGUCGCCCUCGCUUGGGGGAGGCUCUUCAUCCUUCGGCAGUCCUAGGAGUGAUUCCGACACAUGGAAGAUUUGUAGUCCUGGCGACAAUCCUCAGCAAGUGAAAACCAAGCUGAGGCAUUGGGCUCAAGCCGUGGCAUGCUCGGUGAGGCUGCACAGGGAUGGCAUGUUGUAGACGCAAAAAGGCAGGAAAGAGGGAGAGUGGUUUGGUUAACUCAGGGUCUUCUCUUCCCAUCGAUUUUUAACUAAUAGCCUAACAGAAAGGUUAAAAAAACAAAAAUUUGUGUUAGCUUUCCGUGGUUAUCUCUUUAGGUUAAGAGAACGACAUUCUCGACGGUGUCGAUUCAUCAUAACUUCGGUUAGGAAAGAAGUUUCUUCUCCUCCUUCGUUCUAAAACUGUACUGCUCGACUAAAUUUCUGUAACUGGGUAAAAGAUGCAGAUGGAAAAAAGAUCUGCAUUGCGCCUGUUCAUGAUCAAAUGAUCAUUGUCUUCCAUUCUUUCUUCGUCUUCCCAA
This is a messenger RNA of Rhodamnia argentea, 1248 nucleotides long. RefSeq lists its product as uncharacterized. Bases 255 to 908 code for a protein of 217 amino acids. NCBI's taxonomy places the organism in Eukaryota, Viridiplantae, Streptophyta, Magnoliopsida, Myrtales, Myrtaceae. The record is from RefSeq and is a predicted model, not a curated record. The transcript has 2 exons.